Messenger RNA from Oryza sativa Japonica Group (Japanese rice), 1063 nucleotides. The record is from RefSeq and is a predicted model, not a curated record. NCBI's taxonomy places the organism in Eukaryota, Viridiplantae, Streptophyta, Magnoliopsida, Poales, Poaceae.
AAUCUGCAUCUUGUGGGCCGCGUCCAUCGCACUGGUCCACUCGCCUCUCCCCUCCCCCCUCCAUUCCGCUCCGAUUUACCGCCUCGCCGGCCGCCGCAGUAGGCGGCGCUACGGUUAUUUCGGUUAGGGUUCCGGCGAGGCCAACGCCCACCCCCCACCUCCACCUCCACCUCCCCCAGAGCGAGCCGCCGCCGCCUGUGGAGGGCCAGGGAGAGAUGGUUUUCGUGUGGCUCACCGCGUUCUUCCUCGUCGUGGCGCUCAUCGUGCUCGUCAUCUACCAGCUGAUGUGCUUGGCAGAUCUGGAGUUUGACUAUAUCAAUCCAUUCGAUUCAUCCUCCCGGAUAAAUAAAGUGGUUAUUCCAGAAUUCGUAUUGCAAGCAGCUCUAAGUGUAUUAUUCCUCCUAUCGGGGCAUUGGGCAAUGUUCUUACUUUCUGCCCCGAUGGUGUACUAUAACUAUACGCUGUACCAGCGACGACAACAUCUUGUAGAUGUAACAGAAAUAUUUAAUCAUCUUGGCCGGGAGAAGAAACGCCGCCUUUUUAAGAUAGUUGGUCUCAUUAUUCUCCUAUUCUUGUCCUUGUUUUGGAUGAUCUGGACUGUAUUAUUGGAGGAGGAUGAGUAGAAUGAAAAAAAAAACACUAUGGUAGCUCAUAUUGGCGUUCCAAGUUCCAACCAUUAGUUAGGUCAUCUGGAGAAGCAAGACAAGUGAAAAACAUUGUGCCCCAAAAGUAUUGUUGGCUUGUGGAGCUGUUUUUUCUCCGAUUUAUAGUGAAGCUCCUAUUAUUGUCGCAUGUAACAUGUAAAUUAGGAGCUACUGGGCAUCAGUUCUCGUGGGGGCAAAGGGAUUAACUUCGUCGUUGUGCGUGCGUUGUCUUGCCUUGCACUGCAGAACGGCCUUGAUUUUAUGUUGAUUUUGUGUGGUUUGAUUUUUGUUUAGCAAGAUCAUUUCCUCUAAACUUGAUGUUCUCAUCUUUUGUUGUCGGUCUGAAAUGCAAACACGAAGGGAAAUGCCAGGUGCUAUCAGCCCCAGAGCUGAGCAUGUGUCCAAUGCUCUUAUCCGAA